This is a messenger RNA of Somion occarium, 1475 nucleotides long. NCBI's taxonomy places the organism in Eukaryota, Fungi, Basidiomycota, Agaricomycetes, Polyporales, Cerrenaceae. The record is from the annotation of a GenBank genome assembly.
GCAACUUGGAUCGCCGGAGCACUAGGCAGUCACGCUGGACGUGACGGUCACGUUGCACAUGACUGUGUAGACGCGUCGCGUCGCGAGACGCCGUAUCGACACGCAGCUUUGCUUCCGCCUUCAUCAACAACUAUUGUGCGUUGAGUCGACCUCGGAAAUGUCCAAUUCAACUACAAUAUUCGAAGUGGACAAUGUGCCAGAUCCAACGGACUUCCCCUCGACGGAUGUUGCUCCUGGCCUUCGAGAGCUUGACGAGGCUCUUCGUUGCAGCAUUUGUGGGGAGUUAUUCCAAGCACCAUUGACCGUAAGUUGUGGACAUUGUUUUUGCUCAUUGUGCAUACGAACUCAGCUUGCCGUGAAAGCAGAAUGUCCACUCUGUCGGCAGUCGACAAGCGAAUUCUACCUGAGAAAGGCGCAGACCGUAGAGGAUGCCGUCAAGGCUUGGAAUAUUGCGAGACCGUACAUAUUACAGCUUUGCCGAGAAGAGGAGAGACGCAAAGCGCCAGUAACACCUCCAUUAGUCGAUGAAGGUAUUGAAUUUCGGAGUCCAAAGAAACGAAAACGCAGCUCCACCCCGGAUGACGAAGUGGUGGAAAUCCCCAAACCAACUUCCAGUAAGAAUGCUCAAAGGAGUGGACUUUCCCCUACACCCGCUUCAGGCUCUUCAACACCUCAGGUCGUCCCGUGCCCCGUCUGUCAAAGACAGGUAUCCUACUCUAUAAUAAACCAACAUCUUGAUCAGGGUUGCAAAUCAACUUCGGAUUUCGAAACUGGCUCCUCGUCCUCUGGCAGUAAAGGGAAACAGAAACAAGAUUGGCGGAAGUUAUUCAGUGCAGGGGAAGGGUCUACCUCGAGCGGGAACAAGGGAAAGGGGAAAUUAAAAACAAAGGCCAAAGUCGAUGAUGAUGCCUCACCAAUACCCAAGGUCGCAUAUCAUACGCUUAAGGAGAAACGGCUGAGAGAGAUGCUAGCAGAUCACGACUUGCCGAAUAACGGCGACAAGGACACACUCAUCAAACGGCAUGAGAGAUGGGCCCUACUAUACAAUGCCAAUUUGGACCGCACUCCAACAGAUCGCUUGACACUGGAAGACCUACGACGAGAACUGAAGAAGUGGGAAACUGAACGGCAAACGAAGAGACAAGCUGUAACGGACUUGAAUGCCUAUCAAAAAGCAAACAAAGCGGCAUUCAACCAGCUUGUUGAGGCCGCACGUCCGAAGAAACCACCAACGAAACUUCCGCAGUCUGAUUCACCAAUGUCAUUGAACGAAGUGGAGGAAGUUCCAGGGUCGUCAUCUCUAACCGCUUUAUCUUCUCCCGCUCCAGAUCCGACUGUGAUAGUUGUAGACGAAGAAUGACGAUGUUUUCAAUAUAGCGCCUCAUAUAUAAGGGUUUGGAUAUCAUCGCUCAUGUCUAACGACACAAGCAUUGAAUAAUACCUCAUGCGUACAUAUCGAAAGAUAUGCCUUUCCU